AUGAGCAAUUAUUUUUUUAAUUCAGGACUCAAAAGGGAUGGGCAAUUAUAAUUAGUGCCUGAACAUAUUCGUUUUAAUAUAACAUAGCUUACUCCAUCCGAAGUUGGGAUAGUUUAAUUUUAAUUAAUUUUAGCAGAAUAAGAGUAAAAUAAUAUUGAACUAAUUGAUAUUCAAGAUAACCUUGGAAAACCUUUGAUAAAAAUAACAUUAAAAUAAACAGAGCUUGUAAUUCAAUAUUUGGAUGGUACUUACAAAUUUCCGAUUUAAUAAAUCAUUUUAUACAAGUUGUAUCCAAUAUUUAUAUCAUUCCACAAUCAGAUAAAUUUGAUCACAAACUCAAAUGUUUAAAGUUAAAAUCUUCAAUAAAAAUUUACUUAUACAUCCAAUAAAGUGGGAAUAUUAUUAGGAAGUAAAAAUAAUUAGAAUGCUUUCACUGGGAUUACAAGAAAUUUAUAGAUAAGAUUUGUGAAAGAAGCCGAUUUAAAAAUGUAAAUAGAUGGUGAAAUCAAAUUGUAGAAAUCUAUUCUUAAUGACUUGAAUGAUAUUGGAUAGAUAAAAUAUAAAUUGCCAUUUAGCAAACCAUUGAAAUCAAUAGAAGAGCUGGAUAAUUGGAAACCCAAUGAAGAAUACACAAUACUUCCAAUUUAGCCACUAAAGAAAAUUACAAGAACAAACAAUUAACCUCUGUUGGUGUGUCAUGAUAUGUAAGGAGGCUAUAAGGAAGAUAUUUGGUGUUUUGGAAAUCCUUUGAGAUAAAAUAGUUAUCGCUUUUAUUACAUGACCCAUUGUGACAUUUUUGUAUAUUUUUCACAUACUUUUAUCACCAUUCCAAGUGUGCCCUACAUUAACAUUUGUCAUCAAUUUGGUACAAAGAUAUUAGGAACUAUCAUAACAGAAGGAGAUGAUAAUACUUUGACUAAAUAAAUAUUGGACUUAAAAUAUGUGGAUAAACUAGUGUAGAUUUGUUAGUUCUAUAAAUUUGAUGGUUAUUUAUUAAAUAUCGAAACAAAUGUGGAUAAUGUGGACUUGUUUCUACAAUUCAUCAAAUAAUUGAGUGAUAAAUUAUAAUAGAUAGGAGCCCUGUUGAUGUAUUAUGAUAGUCAUAAUGCUGAGGGAGUUUUGAAAUGGCAAUCUGAAUUGAAUUAGGAUAAUAUGAAAUACUUCUAAGCUUGUAAUUACUUUUUUAGUGAUUAUCAUUGGAAUUUGAAUAAAUUGGCAAAUACAGGGAAGAAUGCUGGAAAUUAGAGGAAUAAUGUUUUCGUAGGAAUUGACAUAUGGGGCAGGGGACAGUAUGGAGGUGGAUAAUUCGAUAGUUAUAUCGCAUUGUAAGAGAUAAAAAGAGCAUAAUUAGCCACAGCAAUUUUUGGUUAAGCUUGGACAUAUGAAACUUCAAAUGAUAGUAGAUCAUAGUUUAUUCAGAAUGAUAAUUCAUUAUGGCAAGGGAAGAAUACAGUUUCCUUGUUUGAUAAACAUAAAAAUUAAUGGGCUAUCACAUUCAAUGGGGGAUAAGGAUGGAAAAUCGUACAAGAUAAUGGAGAGGAGACUGCAAUAGCAUCCUUUGAUUGGUGCAUCAGAACGUAUACGGUGUAAUUGAAUUUGGUAUCUUAAAACAAAGGAGGUAUUAUUCAAUUCAAUGCAAAAGUAAAGGGAACUGGUCCAAAAUUUGAGGAUUUAUAUCUUAUUGGUAUUGAGUUAUAUGAUAGACAAAACAGAUGUAUUGCUAGCAUCGAUUCAUUUUCGACUAAGGUAAACAAGGGAGAAAUUCAGUUUAAUGCAGAUCAUGUUAAUGUUGCUGACGAUAAAUGGAGAGAACAUACUUUGAGUAUCAAAACUACUGAUGAUACAGAAUAUAUAAAAUUUAUAGAGGCUGGAAAAGACGUGGAAUAUUGGGCUGGUAAUUAUGGUACUCAAUUUACUGGGGAAUCUAUGGUUUACAUAAGUUAUGACUAUUACAAGGAUCUAUUGAGAAUGAUAAAACCAAAGACAUAUUAAGAAUUCCCUUUGCAAUCUUAUUUCAAUAAUGCUGUUGGAGAGGCCUAUUAUAUUGAUGGUCAAAAGAAUACACAUUAUAAGGGAUACUACGAUAAUUUGAAUGAUUUUGAUUAUUCUUUAUGCUAUCCAACAAAAAAGAUUAUCAGCCAAGACAUUCAAGAUAAUUGGGAAAGUAAUAUCAAUUUUAGCGAUUCAUGGAAUGGAAGUAGUUGCAUCAAAAUUAAAGGAGAUUUAUAAGUUCAUAAAAGUUUUCUCAUUAAAUUAUUUAAAACUAGGAUUGACCCUCAAGGUAAUAUCAAUGCAAGCAUUAACAUGAAAAACUUUGAUAAAAAGAUUUUUUAGUUAAGUUUGGUUUUUAAAUUUGCAGACAAGGGAUUGUAAACAUUCAAGCCAACCAAAAUAUUAGCAAAUAAGGGUUGGGAUAUUUCAUAAUACACAAUUUUAAAUCAAGGAAAAACCUUGAAAUCCGUGUACCUUAAGAUUGAAAACAUUUCUUAAUAAUAACAAGCAGUCGAUGGGCUUAUUGGAGGUCUAGCUAUCUAUGAUGACAGAUACACAGAGCAAAUGAAGGCUGCCAAUGUAGAUUUCAAAGACCCAACCAAAUACAUCAAGAAUAUCUAGUUAAAAGAAAGCAUCACAAAUCUUUAUGAUUUAUAUAUUUAAUUGGACCUAGGAGAAUUGGGACCACUCCUUAAAACUAUCAGAAUUUUUAAUGAUAAAUAAUGGAUUGGAAAUGUGAGAUCUAAUUAUGCGUAUUUCCCUGAACUCCCUUUUGAUGGAAAAGAAAUGUUUGUGAGAUUGCAGAUUGUUUUGAAUAAUGGAAAUCACAUUAAGGCUGAGUUGUUAGAUUGCCAUGAAAUAUAUAUUAUUAUGCAUUUAAUUCCAAAAUUGACUAAAUUAAACAAAUCUCAGGAAGACAUCUCAGCUAUUCAAGAUCAUCUGAGUCAAUUACCUUAGUUUCAAGCUCCUUAUGAAGUCUUAAAAGACUUGUGCAAAACCAUAGGAUAUGUUUAUUUUGAAACUGGUCAAGUAGUCUAACAAAAUAAUAAAUUUGCAUUCUAUGUAAUUAAGGGAUUGCUCUAAACAGAAGACAACAUCUAAAUUCAACCUGAAAUGUGGUAUGAAGGAGAUUUAGGAUUUGAAGUUAAAUAAGAUACUCAUUGCUUUGCAUUACCAAUUGAUUUAUACAAAAAGUUUAGCUCCAGUCAUGGCGUUUUGUAUUAAUAAAAGAAAAAAUCACUAAUAGCCAAUCUACCUAUAGUAGAAAAAAUUGCUCCUAAAAUAUAAGAACAAUUAAUACGACUUUUCUAGGAAGUCAAAUUUGCGCAUACAGACUUCAUCUAGAAAAUGGAUGAACCUGGAAAUGCGUUAUUUAUAUUACAAUAUGGAGUUCUGAGUUUAAGCAAAAACUAUUAGAAGGCACUUUCUCAUUAUGAAAAAUAAGUGUUACCCAGAAAAUUUUGGUUUAAUGAAAUUGUUAUAUGUGAAUUAAAUGAUCAAGGCAUUUUAGGAGAAGAAUUCACCUAAUAAGAAAAAGCACUUUACAACGUUUAAGUGAUAUCAAAGACUGCAUCUCUUUUAAUGAUAUCAAUACAACAACUUAAAAAUGUAUCUCCCUAAGUUUUUCAAUCAGUCUGUAAAAUGUUUAAAGAUAGAACUAUUAUAAGGGAUGAAAUUUAUAAAUAAAAAUGCAAUGAAUUGGAAAAGAAUUGGUAAAAUACAAAUAAGGAUUAAAUGCUCAAUUAGGAUAUAAAAAAAACCAUAUCCUUCAAAGUUCUUUCUAAACAACCUUCUGCCUGCCAGGAUUAACAAAGCUAAACUAAUGAUGAUCAGUUUGGAGCUCUAUUAGGAAACCUAUCUUAUAAAAAAAUGCCUACAUUCAUUUAAUAAUACUUCAGAUAAAAACAUCUUAAGGUUAAGAAACGACAAGAUCAAAGCCAAUUAAAUAAUUCAAAUUCUAUGAAUCAUAUGGAUUCAACUUUUGACCCAUAUAUUUUACUUUAAAAAAGUUAACAAAAAAUGCUAGUUUAAUAAUAGAAUUCCUCAAAAUAACAACAAAAUGCUUUGCGUUAAACAAAAACAAGAUAAAUGGAUAGAAAAUCAGAAUAAACAAAAUCACAAUAAAUCAGGCCGAAUACUUCUCAAAUUAUGGUUUAAUAACAAUUUUCUUUAGGAUUGGCUGCAUAAUAAUUGCAAUCCAACAAUUAAUUAGGCAGUGGUUCUAGAUAAGAAUUAACUUUAUAGAAUAAUAUAUUAUAGAAUUUUCAUACUCCUAAACCAAUAAUCAGGUAGUUGAAAAGAAUGUAUAGAAGUUCCUCCGUUCAUAAGAUUGAUGACCCUCCUUUCUCGCUCAUACCUUAAUUAAAAUACAAUAAAACCCCUAGAGAUAGUAUGUUCUAUCUAAAUUUAUAACAAAACUAUUCAGGUUAAAGAAUCAAAGUUAAUUAGUUAUUGCAUAAUUCUAUAGAUUGA
This is a messenger RNA of Paramecium tetraurelia, 4464 nucleotides long. RefSeq lists its product as uncharacterized. The transcript has 7 exons. The record is from RefSeq and is a predicted model, not a curated record. Lineage: Eukaryota; Ciliophora; Oligohymenophorea; Peniculida; Parameciidae. Gene Ontology annotation, cellular component: cytoplasm. Gene Ontology annotation, molecular function: mannosyl-glycoprotein endo-beta-N-acetylglucosaminidase activity. Gene Ontology annotation, biological process: protein deglycosylation.